Apis dorsata (giant honeybee) is the source of this 1049-nucleotide messenger RNA. RefSeq names its product protein takeout-like (gene JHBP-1). The record is from RefSeq and is a predicted model, not a curated record. Lineage: Eukaryota; Metazoa; Arthropoda; Insecta; Hymenoptera; Apidae. Bases 73 to 834 code for a protein of 253 amino acids. The transcript is spliced from 6 exons.
UUCACCUUCAACACUCCAAAGAAAUUUCCAUUCGGAGAAAAGAACAGUCGUGAACUGUUCAUCGAAUUUAUCAUGGGAAAAAUAACAAUAAUCAGAUUUUUCGUCUUGACGACGAUGUUGAUGAUGGCCAUUGCUGUCGAAUUGCCGAAUAAUUGGAAGAUAUGCGACAGAUCGCUACCACAAGAGGAAUAUAAUCAGUGCAUCGCCGAAGCUGUACGAGACGCUGUCGUUUCAUUAGCCGGAGGUUUGAAGAGCUUCAAAAUUCUGCCGAUUGAACCAUUGGCCGUGGACAGCGUGAAAAUUGGAGAAUCGCAAGGAUCGGUUACUUUGAGGCAAGAAUAUAAAAAUAUCAAGUUAUACGGACUUACGAAAAACCUUGAGAUCAAAAAUUACAACAUAGACUGGGAUAAAUGUCUACUGUCAUCGGAAUCGUACAAUCCUCAAGUAGAUUUCGUCGCCGAUUACAAAAUCGAAGGAAAAGUAUUGCUUUUACCUGUCAGAGGAGCGGGAAAAUCAAACAUAACUAUGUAUGAUUUAAAAUCACACAACGAGAUAUACUGUGAAAAAUACGAAAAGAACGGAGAAACUUACUUGAGAAUCAAGAAGCAUGCGGUGAAAUUCAAUCCUGCUAAAGUGAAGUUGAGAUUUGAAAACCUGUUCGAUGGCAAUAAGGAACUAGGAGAACAAAUGAAUCGUUUUAUAAAUGAAAAUUCCGAGUUACUUUUCAAAGAGCUCCAAGCUGCUUACGAAGAAACCUUCAGUCUAGUUUUUACCAAAAUCGACAACGAAAUUUUCAAUCGAGUGCCAUUCGAUAAAAUUUUCCCGUCAAAAUAGAUCGAAAUGAAUUUUUUUCGUCAGAAAAAAUCUUUUAUCAACGUAUAGUAUAAUAAAAUACGAUACAAAAAAAGAUAAUUUCGCAAUGUACCAAAAAUUUGUAUGAUUAGAAUUAUUUGUAUAUGAAAAAACUUUUUACAAAUUAUAUUCAAUUGUUAUUGUAAUAUUGUAAUAUAAAAUUCUCUUUUCUUUUUUUUUUCUUCUUUGUCUUUAAU